CAUCAUCUGACCUCGCUCUGCCUUUCUGUUCUCGCUUCUAUCUUGUUCAGCCACAGAACCGCAACCUAGGCUUUGAUAUCAACGAACCUCCUGGUAUUGCUACAGAUUUUACCAUGUCCGACCUUGAGAACGAGCUGCUCGACUUGGCGGAAGAUGACCCACAUCGUCGCUCGAAAAAGAGAGCGCAAGGCUCUGGGCCAAAAACCAAAGCUUAGUGAGUGUAGUCGGGACUCGGAGGAGGAGAGAGAGGUUCAGUGACCUCUUCUGGGCUAUGAUGAGACGAAAAUCUCAGCUGAUCACGAUGUAGCGUCGAGGACUCUGACGAAGAGGACGAGGAAGGCGAAGAAGAGAUGGAGGAUAUGGAUAUGGACCUAGAAAGUGAAGAAGAGGAGGAUGAACCCAGAGCUGCACCUGCUAGUCGAUCUGUCCCUGCACCUCGAGGAGCUGGAGCUUCAUCUUCGUCGCGCGCAGGACAUCGGACAGGUGAUACUUCGGGAGGCAGGAACCCAUAUCCUCUGGAAGGCAAAUACAUUGACGAAGAUGAUAGAGACCAACUCGAAGACAUGCCUGAGAUUGAACGUGAAGAGAUUCUGGCCGCUCGACUGGAAGAAAUGCAAAAGUACAAAGACUCCAUGGCUCUCGACGCCAUGUUCCGGUCAGCCGCUGGCGGAGGAGUAGCGGAUGAUGACGAUGACGACGAGGGACCCAGUCGAAAAAAGCGCAAACACACGAGCGUCACGAAAAAGGCUUCAGAUGCGAUCAAGGAUCUAAAAAGUAAACGUAAAGCUCAAGACGAACGAGCCGCGAGACGGGCCGCUCGACGCGAAGCUCGACCUAGAUCUACUUCACCUACUUCGGAUACGCAUUCCGCGGAAGAUGGCGAGAUUUCCCACUUUGACAGAUCUUACAAUGUCGAUAGUCCUCGAAAACCAGCCAAAAAAGCUGAGAAGCGAAGCGUGGAAGAUACCGAUGCUGAACCAGUCUCGUAUGUGGAGCUCAACUCUGCUAGGUUGAGCAGGUAUGAGAUUGUCGACAUGUGUUUCAAGGAUGGUUUUGAGGAUGUCGCAAAGAGUUCAUUUGUCCGAAUCAUGGCCAAUGAGCCGGAUGCAGAUGGCAGGCCAAAGUACAGGAUACACCGAAUAGUCGACAUCGAUGAGAGUGGGAGUCACGGCCAAUAUACUAUAGAGUAUCAAGGCAGGAAUAUUUCAGACAGUCGAGCAUUGCUUUGUCAGUAUGGCAAAGUCAAACGUCUAUUUAGGAUUGCCGACGUGUCCAAUGGAGACAUUAUCGAGGGUGAAUUCAGGCGCAUGCGAGAUACAUGGGACGUGGAUGGUGUCAAGCUGCCAAAGCGAUCCGAGUUGAAGAAGAAGCAUGAAGCGAUCAAAGAGUUGAGAGAUAGACCAAUGACCAAUGACGAGAUCAAUCGCCAAGUGGAAGCUCGGAAAAAGUCGAAUAUCACUGCACAGCGAAAUGCCAGUGUCACCCGAAUAUCUCAAUUGAUGGCUUCGAAAGACCUUGCCAUCCGUCGAAAUGAUCACGCAGCAGUCGCAGAGUUGGAAUCGCGUAUCCGGGCUGAGGGUGGUGAUCCGACCAAUGGAAAAUUGAUCAGUGAUCCACUAGCUGGAGCUCUCGAUGAUGGAUACGAAGACAAGAUUGCAAAGAUCAAUGAGAUGAAUAGGAAACGGACAAAAGAAGCCAUGGCGGCAGCUCAUCUGGCGGGUAUCGCCAAGAAGAAGGCCGAAGACGCCAUCGUCAAAGCUAGAAUAUCACAAGCUAGUAGUCUUGCACCGGAUCUGGUCACCAAGCCAGUGGCUACUCCGCCAUUGUCUGGUUUGAAGAAGGGCGAGACGCCUCAGAAGUACAUUGCCAGGACGAUCGAUUUGGACCUCGGAGACUUUUGAACUAUUGGCCAACACUCAAAUUUGUAAUCAUGAUAUGAUCACAUGCAAAGAU
Messenger RNA from Kockovaella imperatae, 1953 nucleotides. RefSeq lists its product as hypothetical. The transcript has 9 exons. The coding region runs from base 351 to 1901 and encodes 516 amino acids. Gene Ontology annotation, cellular component: Cdc73/Paf1 complex. Gene Ontology annotation, molecular function: RNA polymerase II C-terminal domain phosphoserine binding; DNA binding. NCBI's taxonomy places the organism in Eukaryota, Fungi, Basidiomycota, Tremellomycetes, Tremellales, Cuniculitremaceae. The record is from RefSeq and is a predicted model, not a curated record.